AUGCGACCACGACUACGAUGGCUCGGCCCGUCGUCGUGGUUGACCCUUCUGAUCGUCCUGACGUCGUCGUUCAUCGACGGAUCCCCCACGGAGGAAGUCUUUCGCGGCUUGUUUCCAGUUCAGCCGCCACACUGCUCGAAAACACCGAUUGUGAUCGCUCAAACUUCACAGAGUUCGUUUCAGACUUUCUUUUGAUUGCUUCGAAGUCUCUUUGGAGGAUAGCUGCCGGAAAUAACUCUGAUUUUUAUUUAUUGAAGGAGAUAACAAGGAAAAGAUGCGAAUAUCCUAAAAACUUUGAUUAAAUUAGCUAAUUUCUAAGUUUUUUUCGAUUUUUUUCAUCACCCCAAGUUUUUCUUUUUAGGUGCGAGUGAUUAAAAAAAUUUAAUUUUUUAAACCGAUUUUUCGACUCUAUUUUUACUCUUUCAUUUAAUUUUUUUCUAGAGAAGCCUGGGCUUUAGAAACGAAAUUUUAUGUCCCAUCAUGAGUUUAGCUACUCAGAGAUGUCUCGAUGCGUCACGGUUGCGUAGCGGUUUAAAAAAACGCUGAAUUUCAUGUCAGCCCUAACCGCAACGCUUCCAGUCAUUCUAAGUUAACCAAAAACUUACAAGCUUUCUUCAGAAUCAAUAUAGAUUUGAAGCUUAGGAUAUUAGUUGGAAACAAUCACCAAAUGCUACUUGAACUUCAAAUUUUAUCGUUUACUCUAGCAGUUCAUAAAUCAAGACAAUUUGUCAACCUUAUCAUAUCACGAUAAAUCAAUGAGACAGUCCGUUCAUGUCUAUCCAUAAAAAAAUAAAACGGUUGGCCGCGAUUUCACAAAACAGGCUCGAUGACUAAUGACGGUGUGUCAUCGUUUUCUUCUGAUGAUGAGAACUCUCUCUUUUUUAUCAUUUCCGUUUAUUGUUCUGGAAAAAAAAGAUGAACAAUACUUGUGAACAUAAUAAUAUGGGUUUUUCUUGGAAGAGAAAAGAGUUGGAAAAAAAAGGAAGAAUUUGUUCUCAGAUGCCCACUCGGCAAUAGCAAGAGGCAUGCAAAUGCAGUUCUACAUUGGACUUCACACGGCCGUUUGUUUUCGGUUACAUGAAGGUGGGCUUAAUUAAUUUUUUCAAUGAGGAGAGAAGUCGAGUAAUAAACAGUUUUCAGUGAGAAUUCAACCAUUCAAAAUUCAAUUUCUGAGUAAAUUUUCAAAAUUUCAAAGGAUUGAAAAGAUCUUUUUUUCAACUUAUCAUGUUGAAAAUACGAUUCCGAAAAAAAUUAAUAGCAGAAGUUGUAUCGAAAAAAACUUCAGAGAAUUUUUGCAAUUAAAUAAUGAUGACUCGAUUCAAUUCAAGUUUCAAAACUCUCAACUUGCAAAAAUUUUUUUAUCAAAUAAAUUCAUUUUUUUCAGGUCUUAAGUUUGAAAAAAAGUAUAAAUAACUCUUUUAACAGUUGCCUUAUCAUAAUUAUAUGCGUGGAAAUGGAAAUUGAGGAAAUUUAUUUAUCGAUUGGUAUCUCACGUGGUCGCACAUGGAAUGGAGAGUUGCGUUGCGGUUCAGUUCAAAUAUCUAAAUUCGCCUUCGAGGUUUCCGUGACCCUUUUUGACAGUGACCGCGAAGCUUUGAGCCAUUCCAUGUGCGACCACGGAAAAUGCUGAUUUUUUAUAAUUUUUUUUCCAUUAAGGUCUUCCGCUAGCCUCAAACUUCCUGGAAGGUGAAGGAAAUCAAACAUCUCUCCUGCACACGAUACGGCUAGACCGACUGGAGCAUCAUCAUCCGGUUAGUUUAUUUCUCAUGUUAUACCAAUUUUCACUCAAAAAACUUUUCUGGAUGUCAAACUUCCAGAUUACCCAGCGGUAUCAUUUCGGAAUCCCAGAAGUCCAUGCCGAAUGCAUCUGCGAGUGUGAAUCGACGUCGCCAACGUGUACUGCCGAAUCUCAUCAGUUCACCGCCUGUCCAGAGUCGGAAAAAGAUGAUGGGGUGCGUUUUUAAACAGAGAAAACGCUGAUAAACCACGUAAAAUUCAAAAAAAGGAUUUUCCAAGUCGGGAAAUAACUGUGUUGAGACGUUGAAAGCUAGGGCAAGCUUCAGAAAUUAAAAAAAGAAUAUAGUUGAAGGCUAUUAGAUUGUAAAAAAUUCCUAAAAAUACACACGAAAUAAAAAAUCGAACAUAACUAGGUAGAAGUCUCGCAAAUUCCUUCAAAGAAAAAGAAAAGGAUAGCCUUUUCUAACCAUCCGUUUCUCACCUUCACAAGGCAUUUUUUUGACCACCUUUGUCCAUUUUCUCUUUUUUCAUUUUUGUGAAUUUUUCCAACAAUUGGUCAUGAAAAAACGCUGAAAGGUUUUUUUUAAAGGAGUUUUUUUUUUUUCAAAAUCUGAUCUAGGUACUUCUAUAAUGUAUAUCACUUCAUGGAACUUUUUCAGAUUCUCUAAAUUCUUGUUAUUUUCUUUUUUUUGCGGUUUCCAGACAUUGCAGAAGGCAGUAAGACUAGGGAAUCUUUAAAAAAAUCUAUAAAGAGAUAGGAAAAAAAUUAAAAUCGUGAGGAAGGUUUUUAUACCUUAAAAAAAUAAGAAAGUUAAAAGGAACUUCCAAUUUUUUCAGACUACCUCCUGCUACCGAACCUUCUUCCCAAACCAGACUCCGAUCGGCUGCAGCGAAGACAGCAGCCCCAAACUCUGCUGCGACGUCCGUUUCAGCCCCUUCAAGUAUAUUUGUCCCUUCUCUAACCUCUCAAUCUUGUCUUUUCUUCAGAAACAUGACCUUCCUUGCGGUGAAACUGGAGCAACCAACGACUUAUGCGACUUUUGUCUAUACCGCCUACGAUUAUGUCAACGGAAGAUGGGUUGAAAAGGAUAAAAGUACGAUCAGGUCGCAGUUGGACGGCGGCACUCAGGAUAGGUUUUUGGAAAUAAGCUUAUUCAAUAAUUUGGAAAUGUUCAGGCAUCUCGACGCCAUGAGGAGGAUCUCCCUGGCCGUGACUUCGGGCGGUCGGGCCACACAUCAAUUGGAAACGGGAAUGUACUUUGCCCGAGCGGCUCCCGGAGGCGAGAUGGAGGAGCUCCGGAGGCAGCCUUUGAACGAAAUAUCCGACAAUAAGUUAGUUUCACAGGGCCAUUGGAUACUUCUUGAUGUGCCAGACAAAGAUCAUGAAGUUAAACCUGCGAAAUUUCUUAAUUUUCGAAAAAAGUUACCUGAAAGAUAAAGAAAAAAAAAAAAAUAACUAUUGAAACGGCCCGUUACCCAUCGUUCUACUAAGAAGUGUUGCAGUCAGCUUCAUUAAAACGUUCAGCUUCGAUCGGCUCGGAUGGUAUAGAAUGGACGAAACCGGCCGCUUUCACGUCAACAACGGCGUCGUCAAAAUGGACGAUAUUCACAAGGCCAAGGUCAAAAACUGCCGCGAGCAAACGUAUCGAAGCAUCCUGUCCGCUAAUAAUUAUGUUGGUUUUUUUUCUGUUUUUUGCCUGCGGCUUUCGCUUCAGAUUUUUAUUUCCUUCCAAGUUACAGAAUUUUCCAGUAAGUUUUAAAUGAAUAUAUAGUCUGUGUACUACGACUUGGAAUUUCACCAAACGACAUUCCGCUUUGCCGCUGCGCGCCUUUGAGAACAUUGGUCGCGCUUUUCAUUUUUUUUUUCUUACUCUACUUUCAUGUGCUCCCACAGCAAUAACAAUAAAUUGAAAGCAUGACCAAGAUUCGAAAGACGCUUCGCGAACGCACGCAGCGGAAUAGCGGAAUGUCGUUCGGUGAAAUUUCAAGUCGUGGCACAACGACUAUAGUUUUGGAAAAAUAUAGCUGAACGAAUAAAAUUGUAAAAAGAAUGAAAAACUUUUUACACACAUGAUCCCUGGGAAGAACCUAGAAAUGUACAGAAUAGUACGGCAUGGUCUAGAAUCACUUUGAUAUGAGAACUGAGCUCCAUUAUUUUUUAAAAAGUGGUUUUCAAGAUGCCUGGCCAUUUCAACAUGUCUCGGCCGUUGGAAAUGAUGCUGCCUUGGAUUCAAAGCGCCCGGAUUUACGACGGAAAUGCGCGCCAAGCGAUUGUGACACACGCCGAGGGAUCCAACCUACAUGUUACUCUACACUGUAAUUUUUUAAAAUAUGAAUUUAACAGUUUAAAAAUGGAAUAUUCCAGUGGACGAUGAGAUGGAUGGCCACAGUUUGGUGUUCUUCCACAAUGCCUCGAGAAUCCGGGAUUUCAGUGGCACCAUCAUUGUUGAUUCUAGGAGUAAUAGGUAAGAAACAGGGGAAAAAAAUUAGGGAUUGAUGGAGGGGAUCAACUGGGACAAGAAAAAGGUGACCUCUAAGAGCUUAGAUUCUUCAACCUCACUGUCUACGACGCGUCGGGAAAAAUUGACGGAUCCGUGAAAUAUUCCACGGAAAAUAUAGCCAGCAACAUUCACACGUUCACCACUUACGUCAGCGAUCUUCAGGUGAAAUUGUGGACCUUUUGAAUUAGUCUUUUUUUUGUUUCAGUAGCUUUUCCAUGCUUCUGGCUCAUUUUAAAAAAAAACGUCAACCUCCUUUUUAAUCAACAUGUUUCAGGCUACAAACCGGUCAAUGAUUGUCCCACUGCCGGCUGUAGUGGAAGCGGGUCCGCGGAUGAUUUGUCUAAGGGCCGAUGAGAUGCAAGAACGAGACGCUCUUUGUAAGGUCGUCGAAUAUCAUGAGAGUCCUUUGGAGGUAACGAACAGAAACAAAAAUCAGAAUAGAACGUUGAAUUUCAGAUCGAUUUGGUCGAGGGAAAAUGGCACGAAAUGGUUGGCAGUUGUCCAACUUGCAAUCAGGUCAACUUCAACGGCAUCAUGAAGUUUGUUCUUUUAAGAACAAGAUAAACUCUAGUUUUGUUUGAAUUCAUAAAUCUGGGCUUUUUUCAGGUUCCUCAACCCGGGAGCUUGGAUCAAAGGCAUCUCGUCACUGGGCGACGGCGUCAUGUUGGUGACGGACCUGGUGGUGUACCUGGGCGUCCUGAUCGUCCUCUACCUCCUCAUCACCAAACUCAUCAUCCCGCUAGUCCGCUGCUGGGCCUGCCCGCUCAGCUUCCUCUCCUCGUCUUCUUCAUCGAGCAAGAAGAAGAAGUCGAAGACGUCACGGCGACGUUCCGAAUCUCGGUCGCCUUCUCCAGAAUCCGCGACGUCAUCGGCAUCGCUACCGCGACGACGUCUACAGAGACGAAAACUAUAUUUAAAUUUGACGUCAGUUUGA
Messenger RNA from Caenorhabditis auriculariae, 5172 nucleotides. The record is from the annotation of a GenBank genome assembly. Lineage: Eukaryota; Metazoa; Nematoda; Chromadorea; Rhabditida; Rhabditidae.